Echinostoma caproni is the source of this 267-nucleotide messenger RNA. The record is from the annotation of a GenBank genome assembly. NCBI's taxonomy places the organism in Eukaryota, Metazoa, Platyhelminthes, Trematoda, Plagiorchiida, Echinostomatidae.
AUGACCCAGAAAUUUCGUUUCCAGAUAGCACGCCUUCCGGACAGUGGUGGUGUUGGUGGUGGUGAUGGUUUUGGUGGUGUUGGUGAUGGUGGUGGUAGUGAUGGUGGUGGUAGUGAUGGUGGUUAUGGUGGUAGUGGUGGUUAUGGUUGUGGUGAUGGUUAUGGUGGUAGUGGUGGUUAUGUUGGUGAUGUUGGUUAUGGUUUUGGUGGUGGUGGUGUCGGCGAUGGUGGUGGUGAUGGUGGUGGUUAUGGUGGUGGUGGUAGUUAA